Messenger RNA from Calypte anna (Anna's hummingbird), 3797 nucleotides. It is a transcript of the gene RFNG, whose product is annotated as RFNG O-fucosylpeptide 3-beta-N-acetylglucosaminyltransferase. Gene Ontology annotation, molecular function: O-fucosylpeptide 3-beta-N-acetylglucosaminyltransferase activity. Bases 158 to 1303 code for a protein of 381 amino acids. Gene Ontology annotation, biological process: regulation of Notch signaling pathway; pattern specification process. The record is from RefSeq and is a predicted model, not a curated record. Gene Ontology annotation, cellular component: Golgi membrane. The transcript has 8 exons. NCBI's taxonomy places the organism in Eukaryota, Metazoa, Chordata, Aves, Apodiformes, Trochilidae.
GGCCCGGCCGCGCUCGCCAGGCCGGGGCGGCCUCUCCUGCCGAUCAGCGCGGCCUGGGGUUACUCGGGCUCCCGCCGCCGGCCCGCCCGGAGCUGCCUCCAGCCCGCGGGGCAAUGAGGCGGCCGCGCAGCGCGGCGGGGGCCCGCGGGGCUGCAGCAUGAGCGGCUCCUGCUUGGGGCUCCGCAAGGCCUGCUUCCUGCUAUCCCUCAGCGCCGCCGCCCUCCUCUUGCUGCUGCUGCCCCUGGGGCAGCCUCCUGCCGCUCCCCGCCGCCGCCCCCCGCCCGCCGCUGGGCCCAGCGAGUCCCCGCCACAGAGAGGCGGCCCCGGGGGGAGCGGCGUGCCCGGCACCGGGGCGGGCUGGCGUGGGGAGCUGGGCGGCGAGAUGGGGGCCGGAGCGGGUGGGCGGAGUGGGGGCCUCGGCAGCAGCCCGCAGCCUGUGCGGAAGGGCCGCUUGGGGUCGGCCGGGGGCUCGGCCGGGGAGAGCCUGGAGCUGAAGGACAUCUUUAUUGCGGUGAAGACUACGAGGAAGUACCACAGGAGCCGGCUGGACUUGCUCCUCCAAACUUGGAUCUCCCGGGCGAGGGGACAGACAUUUAUAUUCACAGACUGGGAGGAUCAAGAGCUACGCCUGAAAGCAGGGGAUCAUAUGAUCAACACCAACUGUUCUGCUGUCCAUACCCGACAAGCUCUCUGUUGCAAGAUGUCUGUGGAAUAUGAUAAAUUCCUAGAAUCUGGGCAAAAAUGGUUUUGCCAUGUGGAUGAUGACAACUAUGUGAACCCCCGGACUCUCCUGCGCCUCUUAUCUGCCUUCUCGCACAGCCAGGAUGUCUACGUGGGGCGACCGAGUCUGGAUCAUCCCAUUGAAGCAGCUGACCAUGUUCAAAGUGAUGGAUCAAAGACAACCGUGAAAUUCUGGUUUGCCACAGGUGGAGCGGGGUUCUGUAUCAGCAGAGGUCUUGCCCUGAAGAUGAGUCCCUGGGCCAGCCUAGGUAAUUUCAUCAGCACUGCAGAAAGAGUGCGUCUUCCUGAUGAUUGCACUAUUGGCUACAUCAUUGAAGGGCUGCUGGAGGUAAAGCUGCUGCACAGCCCAUUGUUCCAUUCCCAUCUGGAAAACCUGCAGAGACUACAAGGCGAGUCUGUGCUGCAGCAGGUAACCCUAAGUUAUGGGGACCCUGAGAACAAACAGAAUGUUGUGGGUGUGGGAGGAGUGUUUGGCCUUCAGCAGGAUCCAACCCGAUUUAAAUCUGUCCAUUGUCUGCUCUAUCCUGACACUAUUUGGUGCCCUACUAAGAAGACAUCGUAAUUCUUGACCAGUCAUUGAUGCCUGCAUCAUUCCCAGUUUGUGUAAGACAGGAGUUGUGGCUGACUGCUUUGGUUGGGUUUUUUUAUUCUGAGAGACAGCCAGAAGUACCUACAAAGGAGCUAGACAUACUUGUUUACAAAGGCAAGAAGGUGUGAUUUGUUCAGCUGCAGCCUGGGAUAUUCCAAGAAGAAUUCUUGUUCUUCUGUCCAGUGGCUCUUUGUAUGAUGACUACAGUCACAUGUGUAUGAGUCACUUUACUUCUCUGUCUGAUGUCAUGCGAAUCUGUGCUUGGACACAUCCUAGGCAAAUGGGUAUGGAAUGGUAGCAUUCUUCCUUCUGUUAGGGGCUUUUAGAAGCCACUGUCUUAAAGCUGGAGUGCUUUAGCAGACUCUAGCCCCCAUGGUGACAAGAGAGGGGAAGUUUUAACUUAUCUUUCUUGGGAACAGAAUUAUUUAAGAGCUUCUGUGGCCUGCCAGAUUAAACUCCACCUGUGGGCUUGGUACAGUGUCUGUUCUUGCACACCAGAAAUCCUGGAAUCACUAAGGUAAACAAGGCUGAAAGCCUUUGUCAUGGAAAAACCCUGGGCAAGGGUGAGCUUACUCAGGACUGGAAAGGAGUUGCUCACAGUGCACAUUCUCUCCUACAGUCCAUGUGUACCUCCCAUGGAGGUGAUUGUCAGACUUGUCUCUCUUAACCAGAUAAAUUGCAGUGUUGUUGAUCAUUAUGAUGGUCUGCCAGGUCUGAGACUGUUCCCUUGAUAUUUGAUACUGAAGAAUAUUUGCCAAACCAGGUGGUAGCAGUGUCUGCCUUGCCCAGAGCAUGCUCAUUGGCUGGUGAAACACACCCUGUUUAUGUGUUGUAUGUUGUGUUGUCAGUGAGGGAGGAGGAAUGCUAGAUAGCUGUAAUGCCCUGAGGAAGUUUUUGAUGGUAUCAUUUGAGGACCUUUAAUUGGAUGACUGUGCUUACUCCACUUCAGUUUCUUCAGAUACUCUCUGAUUGCCUUGAGAUUGAUAUCAAUGUUUAUUUCAACUCCAUAGUGUUUCAUUAGAAAGUUCAUACAAUUACUAAAAGGAGACUGCACACUCAUACAAAGGCAGAAGUUCAAUACUGUGGCAGGAUCACCUGCUGCUGCUUUUUGAAUAAAGUAAGCUUAGUUUUGAAAGUAGAAGAACUGAGGCUCUGUUGGCCAUGUGCGAUCACUACCUGUCAUCAAGAACAGCAUAAAAAACAGCUUCACAAACCACUGUUUACUUUCACAAACUCUUCAGAAAAUACUUGCUGGUUUAGUGCUUGAGUCUGAGGCUGAAUUAAGGGCAGAAUCAAUAGAAUGACGUAUAACCUGGGACUGUGAUUAACAGCUAGAAUGUGGACCUAGCAGAAGUUUCAGAUUUCUAAACAACUGUGCUGAGCUGUACUGUGGACCUUCAGCUACUUCCUGCUGUUUGAAAAGUGGUAUAAUUUAGGUAAACACCUGCAGUGUAUUCAAGUGUGAAACUUAGCAGAGGUGUAUACCUCCCUGAAAUGCAGUUCCGUGCAGCUCUUUAAGCACAAACAUUUCAGCAUUUACCUGGGUACAUUGUCUUCUCAGCAUGAUUUUAGUUAAUACCGCUGAGGAGCAAACAAGCUGACUGAUACUUGCUACAGGUCUGCAGUUCAUUCUUAAACUUUUUUCCUUCACUUCUUCUAAGGUGAUCUUGAUGUAUGGGAAUAAGGAUGCUGUUGGGAUAAGAUCAAAGUCCAGAUAGCACGGUGGCUGUUUUGGAACAGGUACACCUGUAACAUGGAUAGCCUGCUACAGAAAACAGGAGGACUUGUGGAAUAGUAGGUUCUGGUAUGUUCUGCCUCUUUUUAGUUGUUCUCCUCACUGGAAUUUAUCCAUCCUAUGGUUUAAUGAUUUGUCAUUAAAGGCUUUGGAGAUUCCUGGUAUCUAAAGAAAUACUUAACCAAAAAAAAAAGAGGAAAAAAACCAACCAAACAAACAAAAAAAAAAACCCCACACACAAACCUCCCACUUACUAGGGUUUUGUUUUCAGCCUCCUGUGGCAGAAAACUGAACCUUCAUGAGCUCUUUCUCAGAUUUUUUGUCUUCCAGCACUUAUUCUGAACUCAUCUACCAGAGCUUUUCUUUCUUUUGCACUAGUAGAAGCCUCUUGUAAGGUAUCACAGACAGCAUGGACUGGGUAGUGAUUAUGUGGCAAACUGCAGUUCAAAAAUUACAGCACUUCAUAUGGAUGGCAGCAAAACUUAAGUUGUAGAAGUUUCACACUGUAGUAAUCAUUGGUCACCCCAAGGUAGGUGUGCCCAAAAGCCAGAAGACUCAAUGCUGGUAGACAAACUGAAAAAGGACCAUGUUCACCAGCACUGUUUAAAUUUCUUUUAAGGUUUCUUGUGUUAAGAGCACAGUAGGCUGUAUGAAUAUAUCAGGAUGCAGUUUUUUAACCAAACUAUUGUCUCAUACAUACAGUAAUUCUACAAAAUAAAUAUUUAAAUAUGC